CUUCCGUCGUCAAAAGGGUCUAGAAUCUAGAUCUAGAAUCUAGAUCUAGAGUUAAACUUAGUAUGUUAACAAAUAGUUAUGUUCCUAUCAGUAAGGUAUCGUUCUAACCGCAUCCGUCAAUUUAAAAUAUUGAGUUUUCAGUACAUCAAAGCUUCGCUUUCGUGCUGGAGAACUGAUCUGUUUCGUAAAAACCAAACUUCGCACUUAAACAGAUUUAGAUCUAGAUCUAGUUGCACACCAGAUCAUGUGAUUACCACUAACAUAACUCCUGCGUAUUUGAAAUAUGGUUAUCGGAAGAUGUCAAUGGGGUUUGGUGGCGAUGAAUACGAAUAUAAACUUCAAUUUGAUUUAAAUAACCAAACUAAAAUUUUAAAAGGACCCGACAAAGCAACCGAUGGAGCACGGAUAUCAAGUACAUGUGUUGACAAUAAACUAGUUAGUGUGCAUCAAGAUGUUACUACAAUGUAUGACAGUUUCCAAAGAGGCGUCCGUAUUUCAGGAGACAAGCCUUGCCUGGGCUGGAAACCUUCCCCAGACAAACCCUAUCAAUGGUUAACAUAUAAUGAGGUCAAUGAAAGAGUCACAGCCUUUGGUUCUGGACUGGUUUCUCUUGGUUUAAAGCCUCAAAAUGAGACAAGAGUUGGAUUGUAUGCUCAGAACAGACCUGAGUACACUAUAGCUGAUCAGGGAUUUUACAGGCAUUCAAUGACUGCUGUUCCUUUGUAUGAUUCACUCGGAAUAGAAGCAUGUUACUUUAUUAUAAAUCAAGCUGACCUCUCCACAGUUGUAUGUGACAACAAUGCAAAAGUUACAGCACUACUUGAUAGACGGAAAAAGUUUCCUGUAUUAACACGGAUUAUUUUAAUGGAAAAAAUUACAGAAGAAAAUAAGACGAGAGCAGCUCAUGAUGGAGUUCAUUUAAUACAGUUUGAAGAUGUUGAGAAGUUGGGCAGAGAAAACCCAGUUAAAGCUAAACCCCCCAAACCCAGUGAUUUGUGUAUGGUUUGUUAUACAAGUGGCACAACAGGUACACCUAAAGGAGUAAUGUUAACUCAUGCAAAUAUGAUAGCAUGUAUUUCAGGGAUUUUUCAUUUAUUUGAAAAAUGUGGAAUAAUAUUGAAACAAGAAGAUUCAUUGAUUUCCUACCUACCACUUGCACAUUCCUAUGAAAGGAUCAUUGAGGGUGGUAUCUUGAUAGUAGGUGCUCGUAUUGGAUUUUUCCAAGGUGAUGUCAGAAAAUUAAUGGAUGACAUCAAAGAACUCAAACCUACCCUCUUUCCUACAGUGCCUAGAUUAUUGAAUAGGUUUUAUGAUAAGGUAAUGACUGGUGUGAAUUCCAGCAAUCUCAAGAAAUUCUUGUUUGACCUGGCUGUCAGCAGUAAAACUAGAGAACUGAAACAAGGGGUGAUAAGAAACAACAGCUUGUGGGAUAAAAUUAUUUUCCGAAAGAUCCAAGAAGCCCUCGGUGGUCGUGUGCGUCUCAUAACAACAGGAUCAGCCCCAAUCUCAGAGAAUGUAUUAACUUACUUGAGGUGUAUAAUUGGCUGUCCUAUUCUUGAAGGCUAUGGACAAACAGAAAAUUCAGGUGUAUGUACAUUAACAAUAAUUUGUGACCCAGAUUCUGGCCAUGUUGGACCCCCAUUACCAUGUACCAUGAUUAAGCUAGUAGAUGUUCCAGAAAUGGGUUACCAUUCUAAUAACAACAAAGGAGAGAUAUGUUUAAAGGGAGGCAACAUAUUUGUGGGUUAUUUGAAGAACCCUGUAAAAACCAAAGAAGCUUUAGAUGAAGAUGGCUGGCUUCAUACCGGAGAUAUUGGAGAGUGGACUGCUAAUGGGACAUUGAAAAUAAUAAGCAGAAAGAAAAGUUUACUGAAACUAUCCCAGGGAGAGUUUGUUGCACCAGAAAAGAUAGAAAACAUUCUUAUACAGUUGCCAUACAUUGCUCAAAUUUAUGUACAUGCUGAUAGUUUACAGGCGUUUUUGGUGGGGAUUGUAAUUCCAGACCCAGAAACAUUUCCAGCUUUAUGUAGUAAGCUUGGCUUCAAUGGUAGUAUAAAGGAGCUCAUACACAACAAGGAAGUGAAAAAAACAAUUCUUAAAGAUUUAACAGAUUUUGGAAUAAGGAGUGGUUUAUCACCCCUUGAAAUAGUGAAAGAUAUUCACAUACACCCUGAACUUUUCUCUGUUGAAAAUGAAAUGUUAACUCCCACAUUCAAAACAAAACGGGAGGAUGUUUCUAAAUACUUUGCUAAUGAGAUAAAAGAAAUGUAUGAUCACGCAGAGGACAGUUGCAAAGAAUAAAAAUGAUCAAUAUGUUUAUGAUAUUAAAAAAAUAUUUACAUCAGAAAAACUAUAUUCAUUUAGUCUGAACAUUUUUAUA
Physella acuta is the source of this 2380-nucleotide messenger RNA. RefSeq names its product long-chain-fatty-acid--CoA ligase 1. Gene Ontology annotation, biological process: fatty acid metabolic process. The record is from RefSeq and is a predicted model, not a curated record. Lineage: Eukaryota; Metazoa; Mollusca; Gastropoda; Physidae. Gene Ontology annotation, molecular function: long-chain fatty acid-CoA ligase activity. Gene Ontology annotation, cellular component: membrane; endoplasmic reticulum.